This is a messenger RNA of Eutrema salsugineum, 1586 nucleotides long. Its product is annotated as COP9 signalosome complex subunit 3. The transcript is spliced from 11 exons. NCBI's taxonomy places the organism in Eukaryota, Viridiplantae, Streptophyta, Magnoliopsida, Brassicales, Brassicaceae. Gene Ontology annotation, biological process: ubiquitin-dependent protein catabolic process. The record is from RefSeq and is a predicted model, not a curated record. Bases 90 to 1379 code for a protein of 429 amino acids. Gene Ontology annotation, cellular component: COP9 signalosome.
GAGUUCGGAAAUUACCAGUUGGGAAAUUUUUUGAGAGGGAGAGAAAAAGGCGAUCGAUUAGGGUUUUUGUGUUCGUCUGAAUUUGAUAUAUGAGCAGAGUUAUGAGCUCGGUCGAAGCUGUGAUAACGUCAAUCCAGGGUCUAUCGGCGAGUCCCGGGGACUUAUCUGCACUUCACGAUACUUUGAAAGGAGCUGAGGAGUCGCUUCGAACCGAUACGGAGGUUCAACUCUCUACUCUCGACCAGCUCGAACCCUCGAAGCAUUCUCUCGGUUACCUGUAUAUCCUUGACGCUGUUACGUGUGGUCCAGUGUCCAAGGAUAGAGCUUCUGAUGUGGUUGUGUUGAUUGCACGGUUCAUCAACUCUUGCGAUGCUGGGCAGAUUCGUUUAGCGAGCGAGAAAUUUGUAUCUCUUUGCAAGAGAUUGAAAGACAAAGUUUUGGAGCUCAAAGAUCCCAUACGAGGGGUGGCGCCACUGCUGACAGCUGUUCAUAAGCUUCAGGUCUCCACCAAACGUUUGACUGCAUUGCAUCCAGAUAUUCUUCAACUAUGUCUGCUGGCUAAGUGCUAUAAAGCUGGUUUCUCCAUUCUUAGUGAUGAUAUCUUGGAGGUUGACCAGCCAAGAGAUUUUUUUCUCUAUUGUUAUUAUGGGGGAAUGAUAUGCAUUGGACGGAAGAGAUUCCAGAAAGCAUUGGAGCUUCUAUUCAAUGUUGUCACUGCUCCUAUGCAUCUUGUCAACGCCAUAGCUGUUGAGGCGUACAAAAAGUACAUAUUGGUGUCUCUCAUUCACAAUGGGCAGUUUAGUAACAGUCUCCCCAAGUGCGCUUCUACAGCAGCUCAGAGAAACUUUAAGAACUGGUGCUUACGUUACCUUGAAGUGGGUAAUUGUUACAACGAAGGAAAGAUCAGUGAACUAGAGGCAUUGGUUGUUGCCAAUAGCUCAGAUUUUGAAAAGGACACGAACCUUGGAUUAGUUAAGCAAGCGGUGUCAUCCCUUUACAAGCGGAACAUUCUGAGAUUGACUCAGAAGUACUUGACCUUGUCGCUUCAAGAUAUAGCCAACAUGGUCCAACUUGCUAGUGCUAAGGAGGCGGAAAUGCAUGUGCUUCAGAUGAUCCAGGAUGGUCAGAUACAUGCCCUUAUCAACCAGAAAGAUGGAAUGGUCAGAUUCUUGGAGGACCCUGAGCAAUACAAAACCAGUGAGAUGAUAGAGAUCAUGGAUUCUGUUAUCCAAAGGACUAUUGGGCUGUCGAAGAAUAUCUUAACCAUGGAUAAGAGCUUGUCAUGUGAUCCUUUAUACUUGGGAAAGGUUGGAAGGGAAAGACAAAGGUAUGACUUCGGAGACGAUUUUGAUACUGUCCCACAGAAGUUCUCCAUGUAAACAGCAAAAGACCUGAAGGAACAAAACUUGGCUCUAAGACAACCGUACUUGUGAAUCUGGACAACCUUUUCAUUUGUUCAUUUUUGUUGGUUAUGAAGUUUCAGAUUUUGUUUUUUUCACACAAUGGCCAACAUUUAGAGAAGAUCAUUUUGGAUCCGCAAAUCUUUAUGAGAGAAUUGCUUUUAUAAUAUGCUAAUUCAAAUCAAA